Blepharisma stoltei is the source of this 213-nucleotide messenger RNA. Lineage: Eukaryota; Ciliophora; Heterotrichea; Heterotrichida; Blepharismidae. The record is from the annotation of a GenBank genome assembly.
AUGCAAACUUUGAAUUCAUUCCUCUGGAGAUUCUUAAACAAGCCUGCAUUUUUAUUUUUUGCUAAUAUGAGCUAUAGGAAGGACUUUUCUGCUUUUAUUAAUUGAGUCAGUUGCAGCAAAACUAAGGCUGAAGAUAGAAGUGAAGAGUUCAAUGCUUGAAUACCAGCGUCAAAAAAUAAUAAUAUCUCUGUGGAUUUUCUGGGAGAUUUUUAA